This is a messenger RNA of Pseudogymnoascus destructans, 999 nucleotides long. RefSeq lists its product as uncharacterized. The record is from RefSeq and is a predicted model, not a curated record. The coding region runs from base 250 to 999 and encodes 249 amino acids. The transcript has a single exon. Lineage: Eukaryota; Fungi; Ascomycota; Leotiomycetes; Thelebolales; Thelebolaceae.
UCGAGGAAGCAAUAGAUCUGGACCAAAGGAUAUUUUAAAGUUGUUGUCGCGCCGAUCGUCCAUCCGAUCCUCUCUUCUCCGCAUCGGCUCAAGCUCCCCACAAACACCGGCGCUAUCUAACCUCGGCACGCGCCCCGGCUGGUUAUCAAGAUACCACAGGCACAGGGGCGGGAUAGAUAAAACUGCCUCUAGUAAGGGACUGGACAUACUGGUGCCCCACGUUCUUUUAAUUCUCGUGCCUACCUUACGAUGACGCAGACACGGAGCAAAAUGUCGCAUCAACCAUCAGCAUCACCACCGUCACUCUCACUCCCAACCACCACCACCGCCGCCAGCACCAGUACAAUGUCCCCCGCCACCACCCCCUCAAACCCAGACCUAACCCACUUCCUCACCCACCCCUGGUGCGCAGCCCUCCUCUCCGCCCCAGACACUACGCUCUUACCCACCCCCUCCCGCGUCCCCAAGGAAAGCACUGAGGACUCUUUCUUUGCCAUCACGCUGCGCACGGGGGAUACGAUUCCGUAUAUGCUGUCUUUUUCCUCUCCCCGGCCCUCUGACGGAGUCGUCGCCGACGCUGCCACGGACCCCUCAGCCCCACCACUAGCGCCAGGGAUAGGGACAGAGCAAGUCUCAACCCUCUUCGCUUUAGGAGACGCCCUAAACGGCUACCCCACAACCGCCCACGGCGGCCUCAUAGCCGCCCUCUUUGACGAAGCAAUGGGCGUCUCCAUGAUGCGCUUGCGUUCCUCGGCGGCGAAUCCGAAAUGCCCGCUGGCGGGAACGGAUAUCGUGACGGCGAGCUUGAAGGUUGAUUUUGUGAGGAGGUUGGCGACGCCCGGGGUGGUGGUGGUGAGGGUUUGGGUGGCGGAGAGGAGGGGGAGGAAGUGGGUGCUUGAAGGGGAGAUGCUGGGGGUGGGGGAGGGAGGGGAAGGGGAGGGGGGAAUGGUGGUGGGGAGGGCGAGGGGGGUUUGGGUGGAGGUGCGGGCUAGUCUGUAA